Messenger RNA from Myxocyprinus asiaticus (Chinese sucker), 6129 nucleotides. Its product is annotated as ADP-ribosylation factor-like protein 8B-A. NCBI's taxonomy places the organism in Eukaryota, Metazoa, Chordata, Actinopteri, Cypriniformes, Catostomidae. Gene Ontology annotation, molecular function: GTPase activity; GTP binding. The transcript is spliced from 7 exons. The record is from RefSeq and is a predicted model, not a curated record. Gene Ontology annotation, cellular component: lysosomal membrane. Gene Ontology annotation, biological process: anterograde axonal transport; protein transport. The coding region runs from base 954 to 1514 and encodes 186 amino acids.
UUGUUUAUUAUUUUAAGGGAAAUAUCACAUUUAUAAAUGUCGCUGGUCAAAAAGUACACCUAGUUUUGUACAAUUUAAGUUUGAGCUUUGUCAGUAUCUUAAAGCAUUGGAGGGUGUGAGGAACACCAAAGGAAAAAAGACUAUAGAUUGUUGUAAAGCCUUGAAAUAUUAUCCUUUUUAAGGUUUUAUUUUAUUUAUUUUGCAAUUAGAGAUAUGGAUUUGAUUUCAAUAUCCCCAUGUUUAUAGUUCUUAAUUAUUGAAUUAUUUUGUUGUUUAUUUUAUUUAUUUGUAUUGUUAUUUUUACUGAUUUUCUUGCAAUUAUUGUUAUUGUUAUUUUGUAUUUGAUUAUUGUGUGAUUUGUUACUAAAUAAAGCAUUAAAAAACAAACAAACAAAAAACAAAAAACAAAUAGCGUGUUACGACAGUAAGUCACCGUUAGCGGAUACCACACAAAGAAUGGGGAGAGCCGUAAACUGACACCUACCUUUCGCAAAAUCGUCCGUGACUUCUCUUACAAAACACCAAUUUAUCGUAGUAAACUCCACACAUAGUUCAUUCCAAAAAGAUUGUUUAGUGUAAAACAUGUUAAAGAUUAGCGAAUUUCCUCACAAAAGCAGUUUAUUCAGAACACUGAAGCAUUUCCUCCAUAAAUAUUCAUUCAAAAAGAACGGCCUCUUGUCUCAUCGGCAGUGUACUGCUCAUACAAUAUGUAGGGGAGCUCUGCGUUAUUCUAUAUUUUAGGCUAAGCUUGUAGACUCAAUAGAAGGGCUCUAGCAUUCCCAUUCUGGGAGCGUCGCAGUUAUUAUACGUCAGUGAUUGUCACGCGUUAUUUUUUGUCACAUGACACAAGCCGCUUCCUCGUUCUCCUCGGUUCCUCUAGCUGGAUCAGAAUCUUCUGUGCCACCCUCAUCCAUAUCAGAGAUCAUACAGCAGCACACACUCAGACAGCAGAGAUGUUGGCCCUCAUCAACCGGCUGCUGGACUGGUUUCGGUCGCUCUUCUGGAAAGAGGAGAUGGAGUUGACCCUGGUGGGGCUUCAGUACUCUGGAAAAACAACUUUUGUCAACGUCAUUGCUUCUGGUCAGUUCAGUGAAGACAUGAUCCCUACAGUCGGCUUCAACAUGAGGAAAGUUACCAAAGGCAAUGUAACCAUAAAGAUCUGGGAUAUAGGCGGGCAACCACGUUUCAGGAGUAUGUGGGAGAGAUACUGCCGAGGCGUCAAUGCCAUAGUGUAUAUGGUGGAUGCUGCAGAUCGUGAGAAGGUCGAGGCCUCAAGAAACGAGCUACACAACCUGUUAGACAAAUCACAGCUGCAAGGCAUUCCUGUACUUGUCCUUGGCAACAAAAGAGACCUUUUCAGUGCUCUAGAUGAGAAACAACUCAUUGAAAAGAUGAACCUGUCGGCCAUUCAAGACCGAGAGAUCUGUUGCUACUCCAUUUCAUGCAAAGAGAAAGACAAUAUUGAUAUCACAUUGCAGUGGCUGAUCCAGCAUUCAAAAACUCGGAGGAGUUGAGAGUAGACCCAGUUUCAUCCAUCAGUCUAGCCCUGUCCUUGUUCCAGCACCACCCAGCACAGACCAGUGCUCUCCAGACCAGCCCUUCCUGGAUGUAUCAGUGACGCAGUCUCUCUCAACCGCAUCUGCCUGUCAUUUAUUCUAUCUAUUACACACAUAGACUGUUAGUAUAGUAUCAUCACUCACUGCUGGGCCCCAGACUUUCCUCACCAUGAUUUGCUACCAAUCAGCCUGUUUUGUUGGCUGGAUUUCUUUUUUGUACCCCCACAUAAACCUUGACCCUCCUAAAGGCCCCUGCACAUUUCGAAGAACGAACAGGUGUGACAUAAUUCAGAACAAAAUCUGGCCAAAAGGAAGGUGUUUUGGAGUUUGUUGUGGUGAUUCAUAGCUCGCUAAGGUGAACUUUCAGGAAAACAUCCUGAAAAUACCUUACCUCCAUUGGUCCACAUCAUCGUUAGGUGUGACCUGGAGCUCCACCUACUUUGAGGUUGAUAACUAAUUCCUGUUCAGUUAGUUAAGAUCAGAUCAGUCAACAUAAACACUGAUGUGUAGAGUUGUUUGCAAGCUGGUGCAAAUUUACCUACAUCUGUACAAUCGUUCGUGGAGAGACAUUUUCCAAGAACAUGUCAUGCGUUUAUUUUCUUGUUUAAUUUUUUUAAAAAAGGAAUCAAAUCUACUGUAACACUCUUAAGUGCCCGUUCACUCUUUUGUUUGAUAUCCUGCUUCACAAAUGUGCUGUCUGCAGCCGAAAGCCAUUCACACAUCUGCCCAAAGUGAGAGAUGCCUAUAAUCAUUCUUGUGUCUGUAUUCUACCCAUUAACACUCUUUUAUACACCCAUCUUUGCACUAGUGUCAAUGUUAUCAAAAAAAUUAACAAAGUGUAAUCGGUGUAUAUUAUGGCCACAUAUAGCGUGUUAGCGCAAUAGCGUCAUGAAUGCAAAAGGUAAACACUACAAGUUAUACAUUAUCUACUGCAUAUAUCUUACUUUAAAUCAUCAUCGAGUAGUUAAAACAGCUUCUUUUACUGAUCUUGUGUGAAUUCUACUCAUAGAUUAACCAUGAAGUCAUUGAUAACACAUUUGAAUGUCACUAUAGUUAAGGCUUUACAUGUAGUCUUGAGCGAAUGUUCCUCUAAAUUCCUCCCCCAGUAGUGUGGCUGGUGUCUGAAUGUUUGCAAACAGUGUGCUGUUGCUCGGCUGUUUCAAACUUCUUUUUGGCUCUGAGCAAAGAAUGAAGAAGCAAUUCGCCAUGAGUGUUUAGUCAAUUCGAAUUCAAUUUAAUGAAUUCGCCAAUUUGCAAAUUGCCAUUAGAGCUAAACCUUGACCCACCAGAACAUCUCCUUUAACCUUUUGACCGUAGACACAUCAAAAUGGUUUUGAUUCCUUUUGGAGUUGCCACAUGUCUUUUUCUCCCUGUGGAAGAGGUUUGGGGGUGUGUGCUAGUCAUUGGAGUAUAUUGUUCUUACAUAUAUGCUCUUAGCCCAUUUUUUUACAUUUAUGUAUUUUCUAUGGUUAACUCCCCUGAAAGCAAAUUCAAAUGGUGUUGAAUGAAAAUUUGAGUUUCUAGUAUUGUGCUUCUUGAGCUUAAAUAUGUUUUAAAUAUAAGUUCAACUGAUAUUUUUGUGAAAUCUCUGCAGAAGUGUGUAAUUUCAGCACUCAAAUGGAAUUGCAAUAUGUUCUUUUGAGCAGCGAAUUUGGACCUGACAAAACAACAUUGGCUCAACUAUUGAUGUGAGUUUGGGUGGGUCUACCUGUGUGUCCAAACAAAGGAAGACAGGGGUGUAAAAUUUCUUUGAAAAUAGUCAUUAUUUUUUCACUUCUGUUUGGUGCCUUUAGUAUCACAGAAACUACACACUUCACCUUUAAGUCGCAUUACAAUAACAAAGCUAUCUUGUUAAAAUUAGUGAACUACAGCUCAUGGAUCCACAUGAAAAUGUUGAAAAAUUGGUCCUCUAAUGGGAUUCUCUGUGUGUCAGUGCAAGCUGUCUGGUGAUGGAGAACUUUGGCAUUACAAAUUUCUGAAAGUUAAGUGCCUUCUGCAGAUAUUCACACCUUUAAAUCGAAACCAUGUUUUCAAACAUGCAAAAUUAAUAGGCUAAGUUGCCAAAAUCAGUGAUAGAAUUGAGACUAUUGGCCAGAGACUUACUUUAGGUGCCAUUAAUACCAAGUUAGAGUGAACUCAGCUUACAUAAUGCCUGUAAUGAAUGGUACUGAGCAACAUUUUAUCUCUGCAGAACUUUAUGACAGAAAUUUUGCCACUCUUUCGCAAGGCGGUCCCUGGAACAAAUACACACAUUAACAUGUAAAUAUGCUUUAAAUGUUUAAAAGUAUUUGAUAAAUGGUAAUUUAAUAAACUGUACAUUCUAAGUGGAGGUAAAAAAAUCAUGUGGACAUGUAGGGUAUGUGUUUUUUUUCUUGGUGCAAAUAGUCAUAAAAUCUUUGAGAUGCUGGGAUCAAAAUUAAUUGGUAUUUAUUUGGGAUAGAGAGUGAAUGACAUACAGUAUGUACUAUGUGUGUGUGUGUAGUUCUCACACAGAUCAGACAUGACACCUUAUAUCUGUGUAUCUUCUCUGCCUGGCUGCUUCCUUAGAGUUGAGUUUAAGAUGUGAGUUAAUUCUCAAUGCCUUACUAAUAUUAAGUUGCUGUAGCUUUGUAAAGAUGUCAGAUUUGUAUUUUUAAGUGGGCCAGGUGCUAUAAAGCUGGUUUGUAUAGGCCUUGUAUAAAGGAUGUAGUUAAUUUUAUUUUAGGUCUGUUACACUAAAGAUUAUUCACUCUGCUGAUCAUGUGGCCAUGAGCUUUUAAUCAUUGUAGUUUUGCCUGAGAAUUUUGAGACUAAUUUAUAAAUACGGUCAAGUUCUAGGUGUUCAGUUGCCUCCUCUGUCAGCUCUAACUUUAGUAACAGUAGUGCUGUACGAGUGCCAGUCUUCUUUUCUUACCUAAAACAUUAGGAAAAAGUUUUAUCUAGCUUGCACAAACUGUCUCAAAUGCUGGAUGUCUUGUCAUUUUGUCAUCUCCCAAUUAGGCGCCUAAAGUGCUGCAGUGGUCUCUUAAAUUCAAAGUUUUAGAAUGACAUUGCAGUCUAUGAGAAACUCUUGGAAAAGUUGUCAGCCCAGGCCUUUAAAACUCCAUAUUUGUCAUUCAGUUCAGUAGUUUUGUGCCAAAAGACCAUUGCUUGAUGACAGAUGAAUAGGCUUUCAGACAGUUCUUUCCUCUCUAAUCUACCACAGAAAAGUGUCAUGCGCUCAAGUGAGAGUUCAGAGAGCUUUAUGUCAACAUCCUGAGUGUCAUCUAUGAUGAGAGAGAUCAAAUGUCUGAACAUGUUUCUCGUAUGAAGUAGGUCUAAAGGUUUACGCUUGUAUUCUGUUGAUGCUCAGAGAAUUCAUAAUUAAUGGAUCUGCCUCAUAAAUUCUAGGAUUUAGCCAUGAGAAAAAAGACAUUUGUUUGGCAGCAUAUUGGUAUGAAAAUCAUCUACUUAUAUGAGAAUAUUAUGUUUUUGUGCUGCGACAAAAGGCCUGCUUUUUGCAUCAAUUACAGGCUGUAUGCUUCACAUUAAAUGCAAAAAUUAUUCAUUUAAAUCUUUUCACUGAAUGCAAGUGCCACAGCAGUAGAUAGUAUUACAGUACAAGGACAUUUGAGUUAGACAUUAAGAGUGAAUGUGAACCAUUUAGCCAAACCAUUAAAAAGUUAUAACCAUUAACUGGACCCGAGUUAGGUGUAUACAAAAGCAUUUUUGCCCAAAAAACUAUAUUAAAUGCCACAGUUAGGACACUCCAAUUAUGUCUUCUUAGUCAGAGGAAUGGCUUUAAGCUACUAAUUUAGCAUUUUCAUAAAUGUUGUUUGAAAUGUUGUGUGCUAACUUUGGCAAUCAUGUUCUCCUUAAUUAUAAUUUCUUAAAUGUUUUAGGGAAGUUGUUUGUGUGUUUGAAUUUUUUGUUUCAUCUUUUUCUUAAAUGUUUAAUCAGUGAAUGUUUUAUAUAAUGAUUAAUUGUUGUUUAAUCGGUUUACCAAGGGCUUUAAAAUAUGCUUCUUUUCCUGUUUUAUUAUUAUUAUAAUUUGUUUUUUGUUUUUUGUUGAGAAAGUACAAAUGACAUAUCAUAAACAAGUUCCCAAGAAAUUCAAGAUUAAUUGUUAAUUACUAAUAAAUUCUUGGUGGGCAUAUUAUUAUCCCUGAUACUGCACUUCAGUUUGUCACUGUCUCUGCUUUGCUGAUUGUACAUACACUUCAAAUCACAUCCCAGCCAUCUCUGCUGCAUGUACUGUAUAAGAAAAGAAUGGAGGUGAGCAGGUCAUCUCCACCUUGUACAAUUGUUCACACCUCUCUUUAUGCAUUCUUGAUAGCUGAUGUGUGUUGUCAGGUCUGUAACCAAAAGCAGCAGGUCUGUGAGCAAAGCUUUUUCCCUCAUGUCGUGUUUUAUCUCUGUGCAACCUUUAAACACUAUACAUGCAGGAUGGCUACUUCCCUCAUGUUACUAUCAACAUGUGAACAAUCAGUGGAUCUGUUUGCUAACUUUGAAAAUAUGCAAAAGAAUGAAAACAUUGUUUAGCUAAGUGCACUCAUUUGUGUCUUUCAAUAUUUCGUUUCAUUGUGAUUGCUCAAUAAAUAGUUUUUUAGGGUGA